Polistes canadensis is the source of this 2033-nucleotide messenger RNA. RefSeq names its product glucosylceramidase-like. The coding region runs from base 332 to 1888 and encodes 518 amino acids. The record is from RefSeq and is a predicted model, not a curated record. NCBI's taxonomy places the organism in Eukaryota, Metazoa, Arthropoda, Insecta, Hymenoptera, Vespidae. Gene Ontology annotation, biological process: glucosylceramide catabolic process. The transcript is spliced from 9 exons. Gene Ontology annotation, molecular function: glucosylceramidase activity.
AUUAUACAUAAUGUUCCAUUGGAAGCGCAGUACUCGCUCAUGGCAAUGUAUCUAGUUUUACCGUGCCGCUGGGUCUCAUUCUCUGGUUUCAAAUUCGUCGACUUCUCUACGUAACAUCCCAUCUCAACUAGGAUUGCACGACACACAGAGAGAGAGAGAGAGAGAGAGAGAAAGAGCUGAAAGCAGACAUAAAACUGAAAUAAUAAAAGAGCUUUGGUGACUGAAGAAAAACAAACGACCGCAAAGAGUUAACGUUACAAAACACGAGUUUUGAUCUAAGAAUUGAAGAAAUAUUCAUGUUUCAUAAAUCGUUAUCGAAAAAAAAUUAACUAUGAUAUACAAAAGAAGUCUUCUUUUCAUCAUAUUUUUCAUUUGGAAAGCCAGAGCAAAUGAUUGCAUACCACGAAAAUUCAAUUUCGAUAGUAUCGUGUGCGUUUGUAAUUCGACUUACUGUGACUCGACACCAGAUAUCGGAGAACCCGAAAAAGGAAGCUUCCAUGUAUAUGUUUCCAGUAAGGAUGGUCUUAGAUUGAAUUAUUUCAAAGGAUAUUUUCAACAAAAUAAUAAUUAUUCAUAUUCCGACUGGAGCAAUUACAUCAAAGUUAUUAAAAAUAGCAUAGAUGUUUCUAGAGAUAAGAAAUAUCAAACUAUACAAGGUUUUGGCGGAUCAUUUACUGAUUCGGUAGGAAUUAAUUUGAAAAAUUUGAGUAAACAAACCCAGGAGAUGCUGCUGCAAUCAUAUUUCGGUCGAAAUGGCAGCAGAUAUAAUUUUGGUCGUCUACCAAUCGGUGGUUCCGAUUUUUCUGUAAGACAAUAUUCGUUGGAUGAUACAACAGAACCGGAUAAAUAUCUCGAGCAUUUUGAAUUAGCCAAAGAAGAUAUGAAUUUAAAAAUACCAUUUAUCAAAAGAGCUGUAGAAAUAUCCCGUAAUCUCAAAUUAACUGCAGCCGUUUGGAGUCCACCGAUUUGGAUGAAAACUAAUCACAAAUUUAAUGGCCCAAGUGUACUUAUAAAAAAAUAUUAUCAAACGUAUGCCAAUUAUUUGCUGAAAUUUUUACAAUCAUAUAAAAGUAACGGCAUUGAUAUAUGGGCUAUUUCAACGGGAAAUGAACCUUCCAGUUCAUUUGUACCUACAAUCCCAAUACCUACUAUGGGAUGGACACCACUUAAUUUAGGGGAAUGGAUAGCUAAUUAUCUAGGGCCAACUUUAGCUCGUUCGGAAUUCAAUAAAACGGCCAUCUUAGCUUUAGAUGAUCAGAGAUUUACUUUAAUACGUUUUUUCGAUUUACUUGCAUCCAAUAAAAAAGCACUGGAUUAUAUUAGUGGCAUAGCUUUACACUGGUAUUGUGACGAAUACUUUUCCACAACAUUGUUAGAUUCGACUCAUUACAAGUAUCCAAAUAAAUAUCUUCUUAUAACCGAAGCAAGUAACGGUUUUAAAAAGAACGAUGUUCCAAAAGUACAGCUUGGAUCUUGGGAAAGAGCACACAAGUAUAUUUUGGACAUAAUAAUGAAUUGCAGACAUUGGGUAAGAGGAUGGAUUGAUUGGAAUCUCGUCUUAGAUAAAAAUGGUGGUCCAAAUGUUAAUAAAAAUUUUGUUGAUGCAGCUGUCAUAAUAAAUCCUGAAAAUGAUGAAUUUUUCAAACAACCGAUGUACUAUGCGAUUAAACAUUUCAGUAGAUUUGUAGAACGAGAUUCUGUAAGGAUUGAUAGCACGACAACUAAAGAUAUCGAAACUAUCGCUUUCGAAACUCCCUCGAAAAUGAUCGUAGUUAUUUUGUACAAUAUGAGCUCCGAGGAUAAAAAUGUCACAAUUACAGAUUCCAAAAACGGUGACAUUAUGAUUGCAAUACGUUCGUAUUCAAUUUACACUAUAAUAUAUAAAUAAAUAAAUAUUUCGCUGAUCUGAUAUAACGAUUACUAAAUACAUGAAGGGCAUAGGAUUAAUUAAAUUACAUUGUAUUGUAAUAUUUAGAAAUUUAUGUUUAUACUACAUAAAAUAAAACUAUUAUAUUAAAAGUUCUACUAUAAUA